CCGGGUGUGGAAAGAAGUCAGAAGAUUAUAAAACAAUUCAAUUCAUAAAACACGAUGUCUAUUCAAAGAGUCGAUUUUCUGAGUGAAGAUACUCUCCUAUUGGAAAAUGAUGUUAUUGUUGUUGUACAGCCGCGAAAAGGAUCAUCAUGGUAUGCCUCUGUGUUUCUGGUUGUGAACGCUGCCCUAGGGGCAGGCCUCCUCAACUUUCCAGAUGCCUAUCAACAAGCAGGAGGAGUUUUGAUUGCAGUUCUAAUUCAGGCUGUUUUGCUGGUGUUUGUGGUGUGUGCGAUAAUGAUCUUGGCCUAUUGCUCUGACAUCGAUAAGACUCUCACGUACCAGGAUGUUGUUGAAUCUGUGUGUGGAAAGAAUGCCCAGAGAUUGUGUGCUUUUACCAUUAUGACAUACUGUUUUGGAACCUGCAUAACAUUCCUGAUCAUUAUUGGUGACCAGUGGGAAGAAUUUUUCUUGUUUGCGGCUCAUGACUGGUACUGUACAUACAGUCCUUGGUACAUGGACCGCGCCACUUCAAUCUGUGUGUCUUCCAUUCUUCUCGUUUUACCCAUGUGUUUUCCAAAGAGAAUUGACUUUCUGAAAUAUGCCAGUUUUAUAGGGGUGUUGGGAAUCCUCUAUGUUGUGGCUUUAGUCACAAUAAAAUAUUUUCUACCUCAUCCAGAACCAGGACCAAUAGCAGUCAAGCCUGUACAAUGGGAGGAUGUAUUUCUGGUUGUGCCUACCAUUUGUUUUUCUUACCAGUGCCAUGUCAGCAUCAUUCCCAUUUAUUCCUGCAUGGAGAAGCGUUGCCUGAAAGAAUUCUCCAAGACUGUGGCUGUUGCGAUGUUUUUAUGCAUCCUGAACUAUACAGGGACCGCAGCCUUUGGUUAUCUGACCUUUGGAAAUCUGAUCACCACAGACAUAUUGCUGUCCUAUGACCCGGAUAUAUCCGUCAUCAUCGCUGUUCUUUUGAUCGCCAUCAAGACGUACACUACCUACCCUAUUCUUCUAUUUUGUGGCAGGGCUGCCUUUGAUUGCCUAUGGACAGACAUCUUUAAGAUGAGUCCUGACCGGGUGGAGGAGACUGAGUUUAAGCGUCGGAUAAUUGUCACUAUAAUCUGGUUUAUACUGACUCUGGCUUUGGCGGUCUUUAUACCAAACAUCGGCGUAGUCAUACAGAUUCUAGGAGCAUUUGCAGCCAUCUUCAUUUUUAUCUUCCCAGGAAUGUGUGUUGUGUCAGCCGUACAGGAAAAGGUCCAAGUUCAAGGUUACUGGACCACGAAACUAACAGCCAUCACAGCGUUUGCUUGUUUCUUCAUUGUGUUAGGAACUUUCAUUUUUGGAUUAACUUUGUCUCAAUCAAUUAUUAAAGAUGAACACGGUGUCAAGGGAGAUAAGUCUCGCUAUACAUGUUGAUAUUUUUAUUUUACUAGAUUGGAAUCUGUGAUAUUACGUGUUUUAAAAAACAAAGAUUUUUACACUAUGAUUCUUUUAAUGUAAUUUUUAUGGUCCAUCCUUCAUAUUUCAUUAUCAAGAAUGCAAAUGAAAUGUAAUUAAAUCUAGUUUUCGCAAAUAUUAAAGUUGAUCCUUUGCAUAUAAGCCUUGAAUUCUGUUGGUUUUCAAGGUCAUAUAAAAAAGAUUAAGGGGAUUGAAAAAGAAAGUCUGAACAACAAGAAAAUGUAUAAGUUCAAGGAUGAUGGGAUGGGUGGUCAUUUUUUAUUCCAUGUAAAUCAACAAACAUGUUAUAAACCUUUUCUUCAAAAUAUAGACUUCUUAGUGUAAAGCUUUAUCACUUCUCGUUUUCAUGAUUGUCUAAGUUUUACUCCUUCAUUUAGAAUACAUAACUUUUAAGAUAUAUAUAGAAAAGUCAUUAUUUUUAUUUUUGUAUAUUUUCUCAGAAGGAAUGUAUACAGUAUGUGUCUACAUGUAAUUUGUCAUCCUAAAAGGACUUCAGUUAUUUGAAGUAAACUUUACUCUAGUUUUGUGAACAGUUUAUACACAGUUAUCUAAUGUAGAAAGUAUUGGUUGUCUUGACAAAUGACAUGAUCAUAAAUGUACAAUACUUCAAUCACAUGCAGUUUUAAACUUUUGAUGAAAAACUGCAUAUUUUUGCAUCAGUUUCCUUCACACAAAAAUAGAGCACUUUGAAGAACAUGGCUGAGCAACUAUUAGUGUUCCAGUAAAAUCGAUGUAUUCUUUAUGAGCAAGGUGGCCCCAGUGAGCAUUUUAAUUCCUGGGCCUCUUGUUCAAUUCAUCAUCAAUUUGCUAAGACUAUGUAGUGCAAUAGUAUAGGGUUAUUGAAUGUUGAGCUCAAAAUCAACUUUGCAAAUUUUUCAAACCCAAUAUAUACAUGUAAUAUAUAUAAUUAUGAGUUCAAUAACCCUAUAAUACAAUUCAUUGAAAUUUUUUACAAUGCACCCCCUCUUUAUACUACCACUAUGUUCAUUAGGUCAGUUAGAUUACCAUAUAAAAUAUGGUAUCAUAUUGAAAAUGGGUACAUUGUAUGAUGUGUUUGAGAUAUUGGUCAUAUUAUUUUGCAAUAAUGUACAUGUAUAGUGUUAACAGGUGACCGAUAAGUCGUAUCAGCCUCUUGUUUUUAAAUGCAUGUUGUUAACUAAAAAAUAAUGAAAUAUGUAUACUCAUCAUUUUGUCAUAUUUAUAUUUUUCUGAAAAUUCACACAUAUAUUAAAAUGAAAAUAAAUGUUUUGAAAAUUAAAA
Molecule: messenger RNA, 2709 nt
Organism: Ostrea edulis (European flat oyster)
Lineage: Eukaryota; Metazoa; Mollusca; Bivalvia; Ostreida; Ostreidae
Product: sodium-coupled neutral amino acid transporter 7-like
Exons: 9
Coding region: 55-1407 (450 amino acids)
Biological process (GO): amino acid transmembrane transport
Molecular function (GO): amino acid transmembrane transporter activity
Source: RefSeq, a predicted model, not a curated record